Lycium barbarum (goji berry) is the source of this 867-nucleotide messenger RNA. RefSeq lists its product as uncharacterized. Bases 1 to 867 code for a protein of 288 amino acids. The transcript is spliced from 3 exons. NCBI's taxonomy places the organism in Eukaryota, Viridiplantae, Streptophyta, Magnoliopsida, Solanales, Solanaceae. The record is from RefSeq and is a predicted model, not a curated record.
AUGAACAUCGACCCUACUCCCGAAGAUUCCUCUUCAGUUAGCUCUCCGAAUACCGAGACUAUCGCAAGCCCUGGAGGUUUGGGUAGACGCUCUUCGCCCCCACGGCCCGCAUCAGUGGACGAACCCGCCACACUGGGUUCAAAUUUUGAUAUUUCAGGAUCAGCACGGCUAAUUGCCGAGGCUAAAAAGAAGAAGAAAAAACCCAAGUCGAGGGGUCAGAAAAGAAAAAAGAGCUCAAAGGAUGCCGCAGUCCUAGAAGAGGACAAUAAUCAGCUCUACCGGGGGAACUCCGAGUACGUCUCAAAGCUCAGUGAAUUAGAGGCCACUAUUACCCAAUUGAGGCAGGGACUAGAUUCGGUCAAAGGCGAGGCCGCAAACAUAGAGGAGAAGUUUAGGCGGCUUGAGUCCAAAAGGGCCGCUGAGAAAGAAACCUUGAAGGUUGCCCAAGAGAAGGUCGAGACUCGAGCCCGGGCCAAUGAGAAACUCAAGAGUGAGCUCGACGCCGCUAUUCGCGACAAUGAUGGACUUCAGGCAAAGCUAGCAGCUUCUAACAAGGUUCGGAUUACUCUGAGUGAUAUGAGGUCUGAGUUGGAGGAAAAAUUAAAAAAGGCUCAGUUCGACCUGAAGAAAGCCUAUGAAGAAAUUGAGGCUACCGAGGCUCGAUCCACCCUUUUAGUAGAAUAUGAGAAGUGGAAGUCUCGAAAGUCUAUGCUCGAGGCAGCUCAACGAGGCAUUGCGGAUAUUCCUGCUCGGAUUGCCGAGGCAAAGGCAAUUGAGGAUAAAGCCAAGAAAGCACUUGAAGAUAGCUCCGAGGAAGACCCUGAAGGGUCCAGCUCUAAUGACUCGGGCUUUUCUUCGGCAGAUUAA